AUGUCAUUAAAUGAUCAAAGUGUUGAAAUCAAUGAAAAUGAUCAAAAAGGUGAUAAUCAAAGCAUGUUAAUUUCAGAAGGUGAUAUUCAAAACAUAUCAUUUUCAACAGAUAAUAAAGAAUCUGUCUUUGAUGAUAUCUUAGAAGAUACUUUGAAAGAAUUUGAAUCUAAAUCUGAAAAAAAAACCAUCCCAUAUUAUUCUAAAAUCUUAUUAAUAAUAUUAUAUUCAGAUACUACUAAUGUUGACACAUUGGAAAAACGUAAUCUUCAUCUUAUUUAUGUGUUAAUUGACAAUAUUAAAAAUUGGAGAUAUAACAAACCAGAUAUUAAACAACUACUAGGAUACUUGCUAAUCCUAAAAGUUAGUGAUAAUACUGAAAAACAAUCUGAAAACUUUAAGAACGUUACUUGUGAAGUCUUUCACAAAUCUUUAGAAGUUUUGUUAAAUCCUCUCCUAAAUAAUAAUAGCAUAGAUUUAACUUUAAAUAGCGAAAUGAUUUGGUUUAGUCCUCGAGUUUCAAUCAUAAUUGCAGAUUAG
Funneliformis caledonium is the source of this 537-nucleotide messenger RNA. NCBI's taxonomy places the organism in Eukaryota, Fungi, Glomeromycota, Glomeromycetes, Glomerales, Glomeraceae. The record is from the annotation of a GenBank genome assembly.